GAUUAUUUCGACAAGAAGUUGGGCGCCUUGAAGCGCGAUAUUCAAGACGAGUUGUGCAGUAAUACCGAUUCUGUAGCCAAAAAAUUCAAAGAAGAAUACAAGAUCACUUUUAGAUUCAAAGGUAAUAAGAAACAGUUUCAACUCAACUCCGACCUUGCAGCGAAGGUAAAGUCGGCGUCAGCUGCCCUCGGAAAGAGAAAAUUAGACCUUGUUAAAACUCCUGGAAGAACUAGAAUCUGACAUCAAGAAGCGCAACAAACGUAUCAGACUGAAAGACAAGUCCGCCGCCGGUUGGGAUUUGGUGAACGAGUAUUCAUCUGACGAACUGGCUAGCGGGUCAGAGGUCGAGCAGAGGGCCCUUCGUAAACGCAGCCAACGCCAACAGAAAGUGAAGCCAUCCAAGCAAGGUUAUUCACAACUCCAAUCAUCUACCGCAACCACCGCGUUUUUUGGCCAACAUUCAUCAUCCACCAGACCUAUUUCUCGUACUCUUGGCGCUUUCAGCAAACCAAGACCAAGUGAUAUUUGUUUCGCCUGUGGCCAGCAAAGUCAUUGGAGGUCUCUGUGUCAAGUUAAUCCUCAAGCCAGAUCUUCAAGCUCCGGGCCGUCCUUUCGUAGUUCUUUUGGUCUUUCGGGCAUUG
Messenger RNA from Porites evermanni, 641 nucleotides. Lineage: Eukaryota; Metazoa; Cnidaria; Anthozoa; Scleractinia; Poritidae. The record is from the annotation of a GenBank genome assembly.